AUGGCGGCGUGGAUGAUGCCAUCUGCAGUUGCAGGAAGCAGGCCGCCCCCGAACUACGCAGAUGCACUGAGCAAGUGUUUGCUGUUCUAUGAAGGUCAGAGAUCCGGGAAGCUCCCACCCACGCAAAGAGUCACCUGGAGGAAGGACUCCGGCCUACAAGAUGGGCAAGAUGCCGGUGUUGAUCUGGUGGGCGGGUACUAUGAUGCCGGCGAUAAUGUGAAGUUUGGCUUCCCCUUGGCGUUCACCGGCACCGUGUUGGCGUGGAGCAUCGUCGAGUUCUCGGCGGAGAUGGGUCCGGAGCUGGUCCACGCUCAUGAGGCUUUGCGGUGGCUUACGGACUACUUGCUGAAAGCCACCACCCAACCCAACAGGGUCUUCGUCCAAUCAGGCGAACCCUUCAGUGAUCACAACUGCUGGCAGAGGCCCGAGGACAUGGACACUCCUCGCCCAUCCUUCCAAGUGAACGAUACCCACCCAGGCUCCGAGGUCGCCGGCGAGACAGCCGCUGCACUGGCGGCUGCCUCCAUCGCUUUCAGAUCAUCCGAUCCUGCCUAUGCCGACACACUGCUGUCGAGAGCAAAACAGGUCUACGAUUUCGCUUACAGAUACCAGGGUUCAUAUUCCGACAGUUUAGGCCAAUGGGUGUGCCCGUUCUACUGUGAUAUCAGUGGCUAUGAGGAUGAGCUGGUGUGGGGAGCUGCAUGGUUAAACAGAGCUACCAACAGCUCAGAUUACACGAAGCAUAUCGUCCAUGGCAUUCAGCAGAUCCAGACGCAGACGAAGCUUCGUGUUAAUGGCUACGACUGGCAGUUCUCAUGGGACGAUAAGGGUGCGGGAUGCUACAUCCUCCUCCUACUGAUGCAGAAGGUUUGGCAUUUAGGAAUCCAACCAUUUAUUAGGAACACACAAAAUAUCAUGGAAGUUGAGAAACAAUGA
This is a messenger RNA of Musa acuminata AAA Group (dessert banana), 936 nucleotides long. Its product is annotated as endoglucanase 4-like. Gene Ontology annotation, biological process: carbohydrate metabolic process. Bases 1 to 936 code for a protein of 311 amino acids. The record is from RefSeq and is a predicted model, not a curated record. NCBI's taxonomy places the organism in Eukaryota, Viridiplantae, Streptophyta, Magnoliopsida, Zingiberales, Musaceae. Gene Ontology annotation, molecular function: hydrolase activity, hydrolyzing O-glycosyl compounds. The transcript has 4 exons.